ACUGACCGCGCUGAGUCAGUCAGCUUGACGUUUCGAUCGAAGGCGAGUAACGAUCGAGAAACAGAAAGAGAAAUAAAGGAGAGGAGAGAAGGAAGAAGAGAUAAUCGUAUCUUACCUUUACCUUACUUUAUUCGCCAAAAUGAAUAGACUUUUUGGUCGACCUAAAGCGAAAGAACCACCGCCGAGUCUCACCGACUGUAUUGCCGGGGUCGACAGCAGGGCGGAUACUGCGGAGAAGAAGAUAGCAAAAUUGGACGCGGAAUUGAAGAAAUACAAAGAUCAAAUGGUUAAAAUGAGAGAAGGACCCGCGAAGAAUGCGGUUAAGGCUAAGGCAUUACGCAUCCUGAAACAGCGUAAGAUGUAUGAAACACAGGUGGACAACUUGCGUCAACAGGCCUUUAACAUGGAACAGGCAAAUUAUACUACUCAAACGCUAAAAGAUACUCAGGCAACUGUAGUUGCCAUGAAAGAAGGAGUUAAACAAAUGCAGAAAGAGUUUAAAAAUAUCAAUAUAGAUCAGAUCGAGGAUCUGCAAGACGACUUGUCCGAUAUGUUGGAACAAGCGGACGAAGUUCAAGAUGCGUUGGGUCGCAGUUACGGCAUGCCGGAUAUAGACGAGGAUGAACUAGCCGCCGAGUUAGAAGCUCUCGGAGACGAUUUAGCCAUCGACGAAGAUACCAGUUUCUUGGACGAUGCGAUCAAGGCACCUAGCGCUCCUGACAAAGAACCUGGCGCCAGCUCGGUCAAAAAUAAGGACGGCGUUUCGGUGGACGAAUUUGGUUUGCCACAGAUACCAGCUAGUUAAGAUGUUGUUUCGUGGAAACAUCAGUGUUGUUUCGUAUAAGUAAAUAUUAUGUAUAUGGGUAUAUCCAAAGAUGAUCGGUUCUUGAACGACUUUCGACUUUCAGAAGCUUUUGCUACGUACAUAUGUAGUACACAGACAACGUACCGAGUAUUUCGAAUUUCUCUAAAUCUAUGGAUAUAAACUCGCGCAAAUUGUAAAUUUUCGAUGAACGAAACGUAAUUUCGUUGUUGCUAAUAGAUAUGCUAUGUUAAUAUAUUUUUAUUGCUUUCUGUUCAUGUUGUUAAUGUAUAGAUCAAGUUAAAUAAAAUUGUCUAAUCUAAGAAUUUAAACGAUCUGUAACCGAGAAAUAUUUUUCUGAGUUUGGCUUUGCACUUCUGUGUACUGCAUAAUUAAGUUUGAGAUUACCUCUUUACUGUCAAUGAAAUGCGUUUCUUCAAAACCGCAUACUUGCGUGUAGUGAUACACAUGUGCCUGCAAUAUAAUCGGUAUAACUCUACAAGCUUAUUUUAUAAGUUUCGUGUUUGUAUAUACAGAGUGGACCAAUAACUUUGAGCGCCUUAAUUAUUUUCUUUUAUUUACAAAAGUUAUACGGUUGGCUAUAUUCUUUUACGAUUUCAACAAUUUAUAUUUCAGAAUCAUUUCUGAUACUGAAGGUCCACCCUGUAUAUGUAUGCGUGCCCGUUUUAACGUUACCUUCCUUCUAUACAGUCUAGUAAACUGUUCUAUUAUGUUUUUAAAUAACGAUACCAUCGAGGAAGAGUUUAAAAGACUCAACAAAGAAGUUGAGUGCCCAGCCGGAGGUACAGAACACAAACCUACUUUCAUAGCUUCGUUGCUCCACUCUGUGAACGUAACUUUCUUCCGAAAUCUGUAAAUUCAAAUAUAAUAUUGCAUAGAAUGUUUUCCAAGCGCAUAUAAAAAAGUGCAUUAUCGACAAAUUACACGAGAUAUUUACCUCUCAAUGUUUCGUUUUAAAUCGUUUACAGGGCAGUUUCCUCUAGCAAUAUGUGCAGCGCUUAAAAUCAUAGAACCUGAUUGUAGCGGGUCUAUUUUAAUCAAUUGAUUAUUUCGUGACCAUGCAUUGGUAAAUAUUUCAUCUAUUAGCCUUAAAGAACGUAUAUAGAUUACGUUUUUAUAAUCUCAUACAAUAAUAUCAUAAGCUAAUAAGUACCUUGUUUCUCGCAUACUGUACAUCGUCGGCGCUGAUAAUGCUAAUGGACUAACGCUGCUAAAUAUAUAAUGUAAUUUUGGGUACGGUACAAGAUUCGUAGCUAUUUCGUUCAUAUCCAUAUUUAAAUUGCCAGGGAACCUAGAUCCGCUAAAAAACGUGGCUAUUUUCAUAAGAUUUACUUGUUAUGAAUAAAAAUUUGUGAAAUUACUCCAAUUACCUUGUUAAAUGAAGAAGCAUAUUUGCAACAAUGCUGUUCAUAUCUUGAAAUGGUUUACACGAGAUAUUAUAGUUUAUCUGAUCUGUGUUACCUUUCAUUUUCAAUUGUGCAUUGCAUAUAUCCAAAAGGGAUUCGUUUUCAAUAGGAAAUACACAAGUUGCAUAAUCUAUAAGCUCUCGAGUUGACAACAAUACAUUAUAUGGAGCUGUAACGACAUCUUGCAUAACAAUUGGAUAUACGCAAGAUACUAGUCUGUAAUGAUAACAAUAACAACUACUAAAAUGUUAUUAAAAUAAUGCUAGUAAUAAUAAAAAUCAUAAUGAUAA
This is a messenger RNA of Bombus pascuorum, 2519 nucleotides long. It is a transcript of the gene Vps60, whose product is annotated as charged multivesicular body protein 5. Gene Ontology annotation, cellular component: multivesicular body. The record is from RefSeq and is a predicted model, not a curated record. Lineage: Eukaryota; Metazoa; Arthropoda; Insecta; Hymenoptera; Apidae. The transcript is spliced from 4 exons. Bases 140 to 805 code for a protein of 221 amino acids. Gene Ontology annotation, biological process: vesicle budding from membrane; late endosome to vacuole transport via multivesicular body sorting pathway.